Cladophialophora psammophila CBS 110553 is the source of this 1848-nucleotide messenger RNA. Its product is annotated as translation initiation factor 3 subunit D. Gene Ontology annotation, cellular component: cytoplasm; eukaryotic translation initiation factor 3 complex. The transcript has 2 exons. The record is from RefSeq and is a predicted model, not a curated record. NCBI's taxonomy places the organism in Eukaryota, Fungi, Ascomycota, Eurotiomycetes, Chaetothyriales, Herpotrichiellaceae. Gene Ontology annotation, biological process: translational initiation. Gene Ontology annotation, molecular function: translation initiation factor activity. Bases 1 to 1848 code for a protein of 615 amino acids.
AUGCCCGGGAUAAAUCUUGCGGAAACGAUCGGUGAACUCAGCGUCAGUGACGAAUGGGGCCCCGCAAUCGCCAUCACGACAACCCUCGACGGCGUCCCAUAUGCCCCAUACUCCAAAAGCGAUAAACUAGGUCGUAUGGCCGACUGGACCCAAGAAGGCAAAGAAGGUCGAGAUCGAGGUGGCAGACAAUAUGGGAGAAACUACAGAGACCAACAAGUCUACGGCGCGGGCACAUCCUCUCUCUUCGCCGUGCAAGCCGCAGAAGACGAAGCCACCUUCUCUGUCGUCGACAACACCAGAACAACGGCAAAGGGCCGUGGCUUUGGUCGAGGCGGAGUGACGGUCUUCCGCGGCCGAGGUCAACGAGGAGCUGCCCAACGAGGACAACGAGGAGCAUUCCAAAGAGUCGGACAAGGCCGUACAGGAGGUCAACAGCAGGGACAGUUCUUCGACCAGAGAGGCGGUCGAGGUGGAAGAGGUCGGCGAUUCGGGUGGCGAGACUACGACAAACCACAAAGAAACCGUGACGCUUCAGUCAACAUCCGCCCCGACUGGGUCAUGAAAGAGGAAAUCGACUUUAACCGACUUGCAAAACUCAACCUCGAGACCCCUGACGGAGAAGAUAUCGACAGCUACGGGUUCCUCUACUAUUACGAUCGGUCCUACGACAAAGCUCCUGUGAAGAACACUGAGCGCAAGCUCCUGUCCCUUGAGCGGGCCGCAUACAAUGUGACCACCUCGGCCGAUCCGGUAAUCCAAGAACUGGCUGAGAAAGACGAGGCCACCAUCUUCGCCACUUCGGAUAUUCUCUCCAUGCUUAUGUGUGCGACUCGCUCUGUGUACAGCUGGGACAUCGUGAUACUGAAGCAUGGUCGCAAGAUCUUCCUGGACAAGCGGCCGGACAGUUCUAUUGACCUGGUUACGGUCAAUGAAAAUGCCGCCGAUGCACCUCUAGAAGCAGACACCUCCAGUACGCCAUCCCAACAACAAACCGGAGUGAAACCGGAUAGCAUUAACACCCCAUCCAACCUCGCCAUGGAAGCCACCAUGAUUAACCACAACUUCGCCUUCCAAACCGUGAUCGAAAAUCCCAACAGCAAAGUCGAAUUCCCUCACCCCAACCCAUUCUACAGUGCUUCCGAGGAAACCGACCCGCUCGCCUCAAAGGCAUACAAAUACCGCCGCUUCGACCUAUCGCUAGAACGUGACGAAGAACCUCUCAACCUGAUCGUCCGCACGGAACUCGACGCCGCAAUCAAGAACAACAUCUCAGGGGAGGAUCAGUUCCUCACACUCAAAGCGCUCAAUGAAUUUGAUCAUAAGGCCCAGGGCAGCGGUGGUGCAUUGGAUUGGCGCACAAAACUCACCUCGCAGAGGGGUGCCGUGGUCGCAACCGAAAUGAAGAACAACAGCUGCAAAUUGGCGAGAUGGACUACACAGGCAAUCCUCGCCAGGGCGGAUCAAAUGAAGCUCGGCUUUGUGUCGAGAGCGAAUCCAAAGAGCGCGGCGAACCACGUCAUCCUCGGUGUUGUGGGAUACAAGCCACGCGAAUUCGCCAGUCAGAUGAACCUGGGCUUCUCCAACGGAUGGGGUAUCGUCCGAACCAUCGUCGACCUCGUCAGGAGCAUGUCCGAUGCCGCUGACGAAGAGGAAGAAGGAGCAGCAGCAGCAGAGAAAGAAGAAGCAGCACCCGGAAAGGACAGGAAAUAUGUCCUGGUCAAGGACCCGAACAAACCGGUGAUCAGGCUGUACGAGGUGCCCUUGCACACCUUUGAGGACGAGGACGACGGCUUGACAGGCACCGUCGGCGAAACCGACGGCGCAGGAGAGGAAGCAGAGGAAUCAUAG